Molecule: messenger RNA, 789 nt
Organism: Gamsiella multidivaricata
Lineage: Eukaryota; Fungi; Mortierellomycota; Mortierellomycetes; Mortierellales; Mortierellaceae
Product: orotidine-5'-phosphate decarboxylase
Exons: 3
Coding region: 1-789 (262 amino acids)
Biological process (GO): 'de novo' UMP biosynthetic process; 'de novo' pyrimidine nucleobase biosynthetic process
Cellular component (GO): cytosol
Molecular function (GO): orotidine-5'-phosphate decarboxylase activity
Source: RefSeq, a predicted model, not a curated record
AUGUCUGCUUCCAAGUCCUAUCUCGAGCGCUCCAAGCUCCAUUCCAACCCCACGGCCAAGGCCUUUUUGGAGCUCAUGGAGCGCAAAAAGUCCAAUUUGUCUGUCGCUGCUGAUCUCACCUCCAAGGCAGCACUGAUCGAGUUGGCAGACAAAGUGGGCCCUUAUAUCUGUCUGCUCAAGACCCAUAUCGAUGUCGUUGAUGACUUUGAUCACGACUUGGUGGACCAGCUCACGGCGUUGGCCAAGAAGCACGACUUUAUGAUCUUUGAGGACCGCAAGUUUGCCGAUAUUGGCAAUACUGUCAAGCUUCAGUACAGUUCUGGUGUGUACAAGAUCGCUUCCUGGUCCGACAUCACCAACGCCCACACUGUUCCCGGCGAGGGCAUCAUCCAGGGACUUCGCGAGGUGGGACUCCCCUUGAACCGCUGCCUACUCUUGUUGGCUGAGAUGUCGUCUGCAGGAACCUUGGCCAAGGGCGACUACACCAAGACGACGGUUGAAUUGGCACGCAAGUACAAGGACUUUGUCGUUGGAUUUAUUGCCAUGCAAAGAUAUGAGGACAAGGAGGGCGAUGACUUUAUCUACAUGACGCCCGGUGUUGGACUGGAUCAGACAUCCGAUGGGCUUGGUCAGCAGUGGAAGCACCCUCGGGAGGUCGUGUACGAUCGUGGAUGCGAUGUUAUUAUUGUCGGACGCGGUAUUUAUGGCAAGGGCAGAGAUCCUGCCAAGGAGGCGAAGCGGUACCAGGAAGCCGGAUGGGACGCUUAUUUGGAGAGGAUCUCCAAGUAG